Messenger RNA from Achroia grisella, 807 nucleotides. RefSeq names its product rRNA-processing protein UTP23 homolog. Gene Ontology annotation, molecular function: small ribosomal subunit rRNA binding. Gene Ontology annotation, cellular component: nucleolus; small-subunit processome. Lineage: Eukaryota; Metazoa; Arthropoda; Insecta; Lepidoptera; Pyralidae. The coding region runs from base 31 to 777 and encodes 248 amino acids. The record is from RefSeq and is a predicted model, not a curated record. The transcript has 2 exons.
ACAAACUUCAAAUAUAGAUAGCUAUCCAAGAUGAAGAUAACAAGGUACAAGAAAGUGCAGAAAUAUAUGAAAUUCUACUACAAUAAUUAUGGUUUCCACCAGCCCUACCAAAUCUUGGUGGACGGCACAUUCUGUUUUAGUGCCUUCAAAGAACAAAUAAAUAUCAGAGAACAGAUACCAAAAUAUCUCAAUUCUCAAGUAAAGCUGCUGACCACAAGAUGUAUCAUUGUAGAAACUGAGAAAAUAGCUAAGAAAGCUCAUGGUGCUCUGACAAUAUUAAAACAGUAUGGUAUACACGAAUGUGACCACAAAGAACCAAUUAGUGGGGCUAAAUGUAUUUUGUCUAUGAUUGGCAAGAGGAAUGAGAAACAUUACAUAUUAGCAUCACAGGACAGAGAUUUGCAAGAAGCACUCAGAACAAGAGCUGGAAUUCCACUUCUGUACUUCCACAACAAGUCUCCAACACUUGAUAAACCAUCCAGAGCAAGUUAUGAUAAUGCUGGUCAAUCUCUACAGACAAAUAACAUAUUCAUCAGUGAAACACAAAAUAAAACAUUGAAAUCUAUGAAAAAAGCUCUAGGAGUCGCAGAAAAAGUGGAAAAUGUUAAAAUUCCACCCAAAAAGAAAAAGACACACAACCCUAAUCCAUUGUCAUGUAAAAAGAAAAAAAAGAAGCCAGGCCAACAGGUAGUAGCUAAGAAGGACCCAGGUACAGCUUGUGGCAAAGUUAGAAAAAGAAAUAAGAACAAAUUACCAAAACAUGUGCAAAAGCAAUGAUUUCUUGAAUAUAUUAUUUUUAUUUCCUUA